Messenger RNA from Drosophila hydei, 1967 nucleotides. RefSeq lists its product as uncharacterized. Lineage: Eukaryota; Metazoa; Arthropoda; Insecta; Diptera; Drosophilidae. The transcript is spliced from 2 exons. Bases 92 to 1894 code for a protein of 600 amino acids. The record is from RefSeq and is a predicted model, not a curated record.
AGAUAUUCAUUUUGUUGUCACACAAGCUGACAGUGCUAUGAAUUUAUUUGAAUUGAGCUAAGCUUAAAAUUUUUAAAGUUAAGAUAACGAAAUGAGUAGCAAGAAGCGCAUGAAAGGAGGCAACUGCUGCUGCUGUCCGCCCGUACGCUGCGAGCCAACCUUCUCAAGAUCAGUUGGUUACUAUGAACGGGACCCGUGUUGCCUGGAACAUUGCCGCAUCUACGGCGCACACGAUGAGCCCUAUGUGCGCCCCUUCGAUCCCAAGGAGUGCAAGGCUCUGCAGCGCGAGUUUCAUGACAGAUCAUUGGGCUUCCCGUUGGGCCUUGUUUACGGUUCGGUGCCCAUAAAGCAAGGCUUACCGAAUGGGGAUGCCAUCCGUUAUGCUGCACUUUUGAAAGCAUUUACGGCCACUUACUUUACCAGACGUAACGAGUGGUCACCGGAGCUGGUUGAUCAGGUGAUUAACGAGGGGCAGGUGCUGUUCAACGAUUCGGAGGGCUUGGAGGAGCCCAACGCCAAUCGCUAUCCAGAAGUCUAUGAUGCCAACGAGCAGUUGGUUACGCGACAUUUUAAGAUAAACGACAUUGAGUUCGCCAUCGAGCUAGAUGCACCCUUCGAAGUGUACGGCAUCAAGAAUAAACUCAAAAAUAUCCGACGCAUUCUAUCCGCCUUCUUUAAGAAGCACACCAUCGGUCUCUUCUACGCAAACAGUACGUAUUUGCUGAUAUGGAAGGAUACUGGCGUUUGGAUGGUGCUCGAUUUGAAUGGACGGGAGAAGGACACGCUGAAAUUAAAUUCGGAAGGCGGCUAUCCAAUACUGCUGGCCAUGCGUUCCAUUGACAAUGUCAUACAUUUGAUACGCGAGGAAUGCAAUCUGGAUAAGAACAGCAAGUUUACGUUGCGCGACAUGUUGGUUGUGCGGCUGGUGACGCCCGGCGAGCAAGGCUUCAGCCAGGAGCGUGAGUUCGGGCCACGGAUGAGCGAAUUCGAUGUGAUUGCCUCCGACUAUGGCUAUCUGAAGUCGAAUCUGCACUUGACGCUAAAUCCAAAGGAUGCGCUGCGUAAUCGCAGCGCACUGCCAGUGUCUGUGGCCACGGCAUUGGCCUCCAAGAUCGAUCAUCCGGCCACCUGGGAUAUGAAGACCUACGAUAAAGUCCUCUGCUAUGGCGUCAACAUGUGCAAGAACUGCUGGGAGCCAUGCACAGAUAUUAAUCAGCCGAUGGACUUGGAUACGUUUCCGCGCCAGGUGCGCAUGGGUCAAUUUGUGGCCGAGGUGAUGCUCACACCAAACGUCUUCGAGGGCUGGUGGAAGUGUGUGCCCAUGUACAAGUACAACGAUUUCCAUUUGAUGCUGGAGAAGGCGAUUGACGAGAACGACUACAUCAUCUUUCAGAUCAACAAUCAAAUGUAUUCGAUAUGGAAGAAGGGUGAAUUCAUCUAUCUGAUGGAUCCCUAUCGCCAUCACAUUGUGGGCCGCAUACUCGAGGAGGGCGACGAUCCAAAAAGUGCCUCGGUGCGCAUGUUUGGCAAUAUGGAUCGUCUGCUGAGCGUCUUUCACCAGAUACUGCUCGAAUCCAAUCGUUCGGCAAUCUUUCACAUACACACGCUGCGUAUACGUAACAUCACCGAAUGCCCACCGGGCACGGCGCCGAUGCUUUUGCCACCUGACCAGGAUAUAGAGGUGGUCUCGCUCAACGAGACCAUACGCUUCGAUGAGAGCUAUGAUAAGUGCAUGGAGGAGCUGGCCGCAAUUAGUGACUACGAAGAGGACCUGGCUUCCGAGAUCGAGCCCAUCGAGGAGGUCAGCUCGUCCGAGGAAAUGGUCGAGGAGGAAGAGGGCGGCGAGGCAGGCCCCGCCGAGGGCGACGAAGAAGAGGACGAGCCCGACGAGUAAUACUAAAAUGUCUUCAGUCUUUUGUCUACAUUGUCACAUUUGGAUCAAUAAAUUUAAGUUAAAUAAUGCCCAA